UCGCCCGCUGAAGUGAAGGGAGCGGGGAGACGAUCUCUGAAAGAAACAUCGGCAACAGAGCACAACGACCAACUACUGUCUUGCCUCUUGAUAGACCGAUCAGGCGGGCACAUUCAUUCAUAGAUCUGCGCUCUCAUCUUGCCCCGCCUUGCCUGGCCUCGCCUCGCCUGGGAUGAUCGGCUUGUCGUUGACUGCAGUGAUGUCGAUGUGAUGCAGAAGCGACGAGCAUUGCCGAUGACGAGUGAAAUUGGCUGACAUCCGAGGUCGAAGACACGACAUUGCAAUGCGCAUUAGGCUUUCGUUGCCCGGAGCGAAUUAUUGACGCUCCUGCCGCAGAAGGAUUUGUGGAUCGGGGCUCUAGGGAGGGUUGUAAAACAGAGCGGCCGUGGGUCGGAUCUUCAUUAGGUGUUGUGCGGAGGGUGGUGGUAGGUUAUUUCUCGAGGUUGGUUGGUUGGUCGGGUUUCGAGUGAAUCUGCCGGCCUUGGGCAGAUUAUUGGAAAGGUUUAUCCGAGUUGUUGCGACGGGUGGACCGGUGGACUGGAUGGGGGCAGGAUUGAAAGUUCACACGAGAGGGAGGGAAAAGCUUUUCGACAUUUGAGUGGAGAUGUUUGAAUAGCUGACGAAAGAACUCGGGGAAACACGCGCAAUAAGUGUUUAUUGAAAUGAACUCGACCUGAAGUUUGAUGUCCUCGAUCUUGGCAGAAAUUCAACCGAAGUUGCUGAUAUUGAUAGUUCCCGAGGUCUCGACGCCUGCCAACUGGCAUUGCUCGGUUUUGCUUAUUCUGGCGGAAUCUUUGGAUCAUCCAGGUUAUUAACGCAAUUAGCGACUGCCUUGUUAGCUUACCUGGAGUGUGAUACUGGAGUCUUCUGUACUUCGUGUAUUUUCCAGCGGGUUUCGGUCUCUUCAUUUUGUCGCAUCUUUCCUAUCUUCAUCGAUAGUGUCAUCGACUGAGUCUAAUUUGACUAAUUUGUUACUCUCCUACUAUCCCCUGGGUACGAUCAUAGAAGUGGACUGAUUUCUUCCAGCUCAAUCCCGCGUCAUCUUCUCGGAUACUUCCUUCUCGAAAGGGAAGAAGAACGUAACACACACGGUUGUGUGUGUUGCGUUCUUCUUUAAAGUCUGUCAAAAUUCAGCGUUUAGGGAGCGUGGAUCUGGCGGCGGGGGAUCCCAACACCUCACCAUUUGUUGCACGCAGAUUUGUGGCGUCCAGCACUGCCGUCAUGAUGGACGAUGAUCGGAAGGACGUGGAGUCCGCCAUCAUGGGGGGUUACCAGGAGAAAUCAAAAGCUUUCUCCUCGUUGAAGCACAAGGCUAAGGCUCCUUGGAUUGUCAGGUUUGUCCUGCGGUUGGAUAAGCGAAUUUACUAUCUUAUCACGGCCCUUACAAUCCUGGGACUCUUCCGGAUAGGAAGUCUCACGUCUCCAAUAAUUGUCUUUGUGUUGUUUGUUUGCACCCUGAGCAUUGGACUGGCAACUUAUCUUGCGCGCUGGGUGCUUGCAAAGGACGAGGGACCCCCAGAAAUGAGUGAGAUUUCAGAUGCCAUUCGAGAUGGUGCAGAGGGUUUCUUCCGCACACAGUAUGGUACAAUUUCGAAGAUGGCCGUUGUACUUGCGAUUGCUAUAAUGGGCAUAUACACCUUCCGAAAAUCUACUCCUGAGCAGGAAGCAUCUGGAUUAGAAAGGUCAUCCUUGGCUUUUAUUACUGUCCUUUCGUUCUUGCUUGGAGCAUUAUGUUCUGGGGUGGCCGGUUAUAUUGGCAUGUGGGUAUCAGUUCGGGCAAAUGUACGAGUUUCAAGUGCUGCUCGACGAUCGGCUAGAGAAGCUCUGCAGGUAGCGUUGCGGGCCGGAGGAUUCUCUGCUCUCAUAGUUGUUGCGAUGACAGUCCUUGGAGUGGCAGUUCUUUACUCCUCAUUCAGUGUGUUCCUGAAUGUUGAUGGUGGUCCUCAUAAUAUGAAAACAACUGAAUUACCAUUGCUAUUGGUUGGAUACGGGUUUGGCGCAUCAUUUGUUGCUCUCUUUGCUCAGCUUGGAGGCGGAAUCUACACAAAGGCAGCAGACGUUGGUGCAGAUCUUGUUGGAAAAGUUGAGCAGGGCAUUCCUGAGGACGAUCCCAGAAAUCCCGCUGUCAUAGCGGAUUUGGUUGGAGAUAAUGUUGGUGACUGUGCUGCUCGUGGUGCAGAUUUGUUUGAGAGCAUUGCUGCAGAAAUUAUAAGCGCAAUGAUUCUUGGUGGUAGUAUGGCCAAGCGCUGCAAGUUGGAGGAUCCUUCAGGCUUCAUUCUGUUUCCGCUAGUGGUGCACUCUUUUGACCUGGUGGUAUCUGCUAUUGGAAUUUUGUCCAUCAAGGGCACAAGGGACCCAAGUUCCAAGUCAGUAGUUGAAGACCCAAUGGCUAUUUUGCAGAAGGGGUACUCAUUGACACUAUUCCUCGCAGUUAUUGCCUUCACUGGUUCCACUAGAUGGUUAUUGUAUACAGAACAAGCACCGACAGCUUGGCUACACUUCGCAUUAUGCGGCUUGGUGGGGAUUGCCACUGCAUAUCUUUUUGUCUGGAUCUCACAGUACUAUACCGACUAUAAGUACGAACCAGUGCGGAAUGUCGCUCUUGCAAGUACAACAGGACAUGGGACAAAUAUAAUUGCCGGGGUCGGCCUGGGUCUGGAGUCGACAGCAAUGCCUGUACUUGUCAUAAGUGUUGCAAUUAUUCUAACAUAUUGGCUCGGGAAGACCGCUGGCCUCGUCGACAGUGACGGACUUCCCACAGGAGGCUUGUUUGGUACAGCUGUUGCCACUAUGGGGAUGCUGAGCACCGCAGGUUACGUUUUGACAAUGGACAUGUUUGGACCAAUUGCAGACAAUGCUGGUGGAAUUGUGGAGAUGAGCCAGCAGCCUGAGAGUGUGAGGGAGAUUACAGAUCUUCUGGAUGCUGUUGGAAAUACCACGAAGGCAACUACGAAGGGUUUUGCCAUUGGGUCUGCAGCUUUAGCGGCAUUCCUUCUGUUCAGUGCUUACAUGGAUGAAGUUUCGUCCUUUUCUGGAAUUCCCUUUACAACGGUUGACAUUGCAAUCCCAGAGGUCUUCGUUGGUGGUUUACUUGGUUCUAUGCUUAUAUUCCUCUUUAGUGCAUGGGCAUGCGCUGCCGUGGGUAGAACCGCUCAAGAGGUUGUGAAGGAAGUGCGAAGGCAGUUCAUCGAGCGACCGGGCAUUAUGACUUAUCAAGAGAAACCGGACUACGCUCGGUGUGUAUCAAUUGUUGCAUCAGCUUCUCUACGCGAAAUGAUCAAACCAGGAGCUUUGGCUGUUUUCUCACCCGUAGCCAUCGGCAUUACCUUUAGAAUAUUGGGACACUACACCGAUCAGCCUUUGCUGGGAGCCAAGGCCGUUGCUGGAAUGCUCAUGUUUGCGACCGUGACGGGAAUCUUAAUGGCGCUGUUUUUGAACACGGCCGGUGGAGCAUGGGACAACGCGAAGAAGUACAUCGAAAGUGGAGCCUAUGGUGGCAAGGGCAGUGAAACACAUAAAGCAGCUGUGACGGGAGACACUGUGGGAGAUCCGUUCAAGGAUACAGCAGGGCCUUCAAUUCACGUGCUCAUCAAGAUGUUGGCAACUAUUACAUUGGUCAUGGCACCUUUGUUCCUGGAAGGUUGAACUGAACAAGUUAGGGAGGCUACGUUUAGCAGGACUAUUGAUGUUCGCCCUAUAGCUAGAACUGAUUGUUGCAUCUCUGUUCGUCCCUCUUAUACUCUGACAUUUGUUCUAGGAAAAAGUACAAGUGGCAGAGACUUAUAAGUUCCAGCAAAAACUGGGUGGACCUGCAAUUUGGAAAUUUAAGUUCAUGAGUUGUCUCCAAUAAGUGGCUGCGCCGCCGAAUCUUAAGAGUUUAGACUUGACAGUGGUUCUAUAGAUUGUUGGAGGACGUAGUCGAUUUUGACAUGCGAAACGUUUAAUUAACCCGGCUCGGGGCAGCUCACGUACUUGGAAGCCAUGUCGUACUGUAAUUCUUACAUUUGUGUCAAAUGACAACGGACAUCAGCCGAAAGGCAACAAACUAGGUUUUAGUGGAGGUUGAAGAGCUUGCUCUACAGCUGAAGUAGUAGGAGAGCAGUUGGAGGUGUUGAAGAGAAGACAAUCACACCCUUUGUAUCAUUUAUGCAGUCACUGCACGAUUGAAGAGAAUGCCAGCUACUGGAUUCACAUG
This is a messenger RNA of Marchantia polymorpha subsp. ruderalis, 4195 nucleotides long. NCBI's taxonomy places the organism in Eukaryota, Viridiplantae, Streptophyta, Marchantiopsida, Marchantiales, Marchantiaceae. The record is from the annotation of a GenBank genome assembly.